GCUCUCUCUCUCUCUCCCCUUCCUUUGGAAAGAUAGUCUUCACCCUAAUUUGCGUGUUAGUUUCAGUCUAUUUGCAUUUCGGUCAAAUUCAUUGUCCCUCCCUCAUAUAAAAAGCACCAAUCUUGUUGUUAGCCCUUCAUAUUUUUCUAAGCCAAAAAAUUGUAAGCUCUUGAACACAAAUUCCAAGUUCUUUCACACAAACACAAAUGCCCCACCACCGUUCCUCCUCCCCCUUCCCUGCUUGCUUCCGCCCUUCCACCGCCGACAUCCACCACCUCCCCCCACCAACACCACCGCCGCCACCUAAUUCAGGCAACUCUAACCUCACCACCUGCCUCUACCAAACUGACCUUGGCCUCUUCUCUCUUACUUGGUCAAGUUGCUUUUUAGGCCAUUCUCUUCAUCUCCACCUCCACCCCAUUGACUGCAACAACAGCUACUGCUCUCCUGUUUUUUACCCUAACCCACUUUCUCUCUCUACAAUAUCUUUUCACCUCAAUAUCAAACCCUCGUUGUUUUGGAAAAGGCAUGGAUCCAAGAAAUUCCAUGUUAUUAACCAGGAGGCUAACACUCCAACCCCAAGAAUUCAAAUCUUUUGGGACCUCUCUAGAGCCAAAUUUGGAUCAGGACAUGAACCCCAGUCCGGGUUCUACAUAGCUGUGGUUGUUGAACGAGAAAUGGUGCUUCUUGUUGGUGAUUUGACCAAAGAAGCUUUUGCGAAGACCAAAGCUUUGAGGAAAGAGAGAGCCCAGGUUCUUGUUUUGAGAAGAGAACAUGUGUUUGGCAACAGAGUUUACACUACAAGAGCAAGAUUUGGGGGCAAAAACAGAGAGAUUUCAAUAGAUUGUAGUGUGAACAAUGAUGCAAGAUUGUGUUUUUGUGUUGAUAACAAAAGGGUUUUGCAGAUAAAGAGAUUGAAGUGGAAAUUUAGAGGAAAUGAGAGGAUUGAAGUUGAUGGUGUUCCUAUACAAGUCUCAUGGGAUGUCUAUAACUGGCUUUUUGAUGACAUACACACUGACCAUGCAGUGUUUAUGUUCAGAUUUGAAAGCAAUUUAGACCACCCCGAAGAAGAACAGGAAGUAGUACAGAAACAAGAACAAAUUGAAGUUUAUGGUUGUCAUCAUCAACAACAAGAAAUCAAUGAGAAAAACAACAACAAAGAUGUUGUUUUAUGGCAACAGAAUUCAUCAAGUAGCACCCCUAGUUUUGGAAUGAGUCCAAUAGAGUGGAGAAAGAUGAGAAAGAGCUUGAUGAGAACAGCUGCAAGGAGUUCAUCUUCUUCAUCAAUUUCCAUGUCCUCAGCAUCUUCUGGUGGCAGUUCUUCAGUAAUGGAAUGGGCUAGUAGCACUGAAGAAAGUGAACUUUGUGGUGGUCCUAUUGGAUUCUCCUUGUUGGUUUAUGCUUGGAGGAAGUAAAAGAUUAGUGGAUGGAUUAAUGGAUGAAUUCUCUUCUGUUUUUGGUGAUCUUUUGUUAAAUUUCUGUUUUUGUCACUAACCCAUUAUUUGUUGAUGAACAUGCUAGUAUAAUACUCAAUGAAUUAGCAUACAACUAAAUC
Populus euphratica (Euphrates poplar) is the source of this 1555-nucleotide messenger RNA. RefSeq lists its product as uncharacterized. The transcript has a single exon. Bases 207 to 1415 code for a protein of 402 amino acids. NCBI's taxonomy places the organism in Eukaryota, Viridiplantae, Streptophyta, Magnoliopsida, Malpighiales, Salicaceae. The record is from RefSeq and is a predicted model, not a curated record.